AUGCCUCCACGCUAUGUGGUGCUGGAGACUCAGGCACCCCCUGCCUUGGACAACCGGAACAUCCAAGAAAUCAAAAGAGCCCUACUGCCAGUCUUCUCUCUGUGCUUUACAAAUGCAGUUCGAUCCACAGAACUUCAGUUCACGCCAAACACAGGAGAUGGGCCUCAGUUACAGUCACGAUCCAUCAAACUCAGGACAGAGAACAAAACGGCACUUGCAAAAAUGCCAAUAACUGGUCCAGUUACGCAACACCAUCCAGCCUCCCGGGGCUAUCCAGCCUUCAGGGCACCAUCCUUCGCCAGGGCACCACCCCGCCUCGGGGCAUCGCAGCCUCCGGGAGCACCACAGCCUCCUGGGCACCACCCCCAGCCUCCAGGAGCACCAUCCCUUCCGGGGCACACCCUCCUCGGGAGCACCACCCAGGCUUCAGGGCACCACCCAUCCUCCAAGAGCACCACCCAGCCUCGGGGCAUCCCCGCCUCCAGCAAAACACCCAGCCACUGGGCACCAUCCAGCCUCCAGGGCUUCACCCAGCCUCCAGGCACCAUCCACCCUCAGGGGCAUAAGUCCACCUCAAAAUACCACCCAGCCUCAGGAGCACCACAGCCUCCUGGGCACCAUCCAGCCUCCAGUUGCACCAUCAGCCUCCGAGGGCACCACCCAGCCUCAGGAGCUGCCCAGCCUCCAGGAAAACCAUCCAGCUUCCAGGAAGCCACGCCAGCCUCUGGGAACUGCUACUCAGCCUCCAGGCUCCUCCCAGCCUCCAGGAGCACCAUCCAGCCUCCAGGGGCACCAUCCAACCUCCAGGGGCACCAUCAGGCCUCCAGGGCUCACAGCCUGGAGCACCAUCGGUCAGAAACCACCCAGCCUCCAGAAACUACCCAGCCUCGGGAAUGCCACCCCAGCCUCCGGCACCAUCCAGCCUCCGGGGCACCUUCCAACCUCAGGGGCAUCAUCCAGCCUCGGGGGCACCAUCAACCUCAGGGGCACAGCGUCAGGUGCCUCGGCCUCGGGGCACCUCCCAGCUUCAGGGAGAUCCAGGCAGCGCCUCUGGGAAACCACAGCCUCCAGAAACCAUCCAGCCUCCAGGAGCACCCCCCCAGCGCAGGGCACCCAGCCUCCAGGAGCACUACCCGGCCUCCGGGCGCAGCCGGCCUCGGGGCACAUCCCAGCUCCUUGGGCACCAUCCAGCCUCCAUGGGCAUCAUCCCGCCUCCCGGGGCACAUCCAGCCUCAGAAACCACACACAGCCUCAAGGUGCCUCGGCCUCGGGGCACCUCCCAGCUUCCAGGAAACCAGGCAGCCUGAGGCACCUCAGCCUCCGGUGCCAUCAGGCCUCAGGAGGACCAUCCAGCCUCAGGAGCACCACCCAGCCUCCAGGGGCACCAUCCCGGCUCAGGAGCGCCAUCCAGCUUCCGGGAACACCAGCCAGCCUCCAGGAGCACCACCCUAG
This is a messenger RNA of Homarus americanus (American lobster), 1452 nucleotides long. RefSeq names its product extensin-like. Bases 1 to 1452 code for a protein of 483 amino acids. The record is from RefSeq and is a predicted model, not a curated record. The transcript is spliced from 3 exons. NCBI's taxonomy places the organism in Eukaryota, Metazoa, Arthropoda, Malacostraca, Decapoda, Nephropidae.